This is a messenger RNA of Poecilia latipinna (sailfin molly), 2589 nucleotides long. Its product is annotated as beta-glucuronidase-like. Gene Ontology annotation, molecular function: beta-glucuronidase activity; carbohydrate binding. Gene Ontology annotation, biological process: carbohydrate metabolic process. The coding region runs from base 16 to 585 and encodes 189 amino acids. The transcript is spliced from 3 exons. Lineage: Eukaryota; Metazoa; Chordata; Actinopteri; Cyprinodontiformes; Poeciliidae. The record is from RefSeq and is a predicted model, not a curated record.
CAAUGAUUGUAUUCUAUGGAAGUACGUAGAAAAAUACCUACUUUUAAUUUAAGAAUCCUGACUGUGUGUGAGGUUGUAUUGUUUUUGUAUUUAUUAAACAUUAAUUUGCUCCGCCUCCAGGCUCCCUUUGUGGACGUCAUCUGUGUGAACAGCUACUUCUCCUGGUACCACGACCCCGGCCACGUGGAGGUCAUCCCUCUCCAGCUCAACACUCAGUUUGAGGACUGGUACGGGAAGUACAAGAAGCCCAUCAUCCAGAGCGAGUACGGAGCCGAUGUCGUGCCAGGGCUUCAUAACGACCCCCCGGUGAUGUUUACUGAGGAGUAUCAGAAAGUGGUCCUGCAGCAGUACCACGGCGUGUUCGACCAGAAGAGGAAGAAGUACGUCAUCGGCGAGCUCAUCUGGAACUUUGCUGACUUCAUGACUACACAAGGGAUCACGCGUGUGGUGGGGAACAAGAAGGGGAUCUUUACUCGGCAAAGGCAACCCAAAGCUGCCGCAUUCAUCCUCAAGGAGAGAUACUGGAGACUGGCAAAUGAAACUGGCACCCUGCCCCUCUGGACCAAGUACCCCUGCCCACUGUGAGUGACCAACGCAAGCGUUUAGCCCCGCAGGACAGCUGGAGCCAUACGGAAAAUCAUGUCUAAUCAAAAUGACAUCAAGGUCCUUCUUCUAGUUAAACCAUCCUUUUUUGUGUUUUUCCACCAGUGUCUCUGUGAUUGUAUAAACUGCUGUAUUUCUAAAUAUCUUUAUUGAGUUUUCUUUAAAGAAAACAAAACAAGAACAGGAACAAAGAAAUGCCAGAUACAACAAUAAGAAACGGUUUCAGUUCCCUUUAUUAGCUGCUGGAAUCUACCACUAAGGAGACUUGCAGGCAGGAAUUAUGAGGGAGGAAAAUAAACGGCAACAGUAAUCACAAAAACACAGGAAAGCCUUAAAAUCUGCUUUAAAUAAGGUUCCUGGAUUUGAUUAGAACAUUUCCAGAGGAGAGUGGAACAGGCAAAGCUGCCUUCAUGUUCAAGUCCAAAGACACUGAAGACACUGGACAGAUCCUCCAACAUGCUCAGCCUGUAGCGUUGUGUUUUCACACACAUCCAGAAAAAAAUGAAUGUAUGUGACUUGAUGCAAUCUUUUUAUUACAACUAGGAUCAAUGGCACUGACUUUGAAUCUGAGUGAUUUGACUGAAUGGAUGUUUCUCUUUCCAUAAAGUGCCUCGUGGUUAUAUUCUUUCCAAUUUGGUGCUGUAUUAAAAAAAACGUAAUCGUCAGCUUCACGCUUGCAGUCAGUUUUGUAAUAUGCAAGCGACGCAGGAUUUUUAUAUAGAGCAGAGUUGGCUCAAUUACAGACGGAAGUAGCCGUGGCGUCGGUCCAGAUUUACCCCAGUGAGUCAUCAGUGCUGAUAUCAUAAGAUCUCUCAAAUUCAAAGGCUUUCUACAUUAUUGGGUAAAAGUUGAGACUUUAAACAGAAAUAAAGCAUUUUCUGUAUGUAAUUGGGGCUGUGCGAUUAAUGAUUUAUUUUCUCUACCCCAGCACAAUUGUUGCCAGAGUUGUUGAGCUGUCUGUCAAAUAUAUCAGCUGGAGAUAAUUUUAGCUUUAUAGGUGGGACCAUUAAACUGUCUUCAGCAUAAAGAAACAAUAACUGACUCUCCAAUACUGAUGCAAAAGACUGACUUUGUAAACUUUGUUUUCUGAAGAUUGAAUAAACCAGAACAAAAGUUUGACAAAACUCUUUAGAAAAUUAAGUUAAAUCCAUCAGAAGCUGCCGCUCUAAGAGCAUUUAGGUGAGCAUCUCAUCUAAUGAGCUUCUGAAAAGUGUGUGUUCACUAAUAUUACAUUUUGUAGGUCAUUUUAGCUAAUGUAAACUAGAACAAAAACAAGAUUAUUUUUUUAUUAUAUAUAGGAUGGAGGGGAUCAAGAAAUUAAUCUGAAAUGAAAUGAACGAUGAAAUACCUGCCGUAUUUGGUCUAGAGUUCUUCACGGUAUUGUCACCUGACUCAAACCGUGUUUGCUUUGCAAAUCUAAGAAAAUGAUGUAAAUGUAUUUGGAGAAGCACAAGUCACAGUUGCCUAAGCAAAUCAAGGCUGAGUGUAGACAUGUUGCUCUGAGUCAUGCAGACUAAAUUCAAUGGGUCUGAAUUGCUCCUAUUAGUUAUACUUCCAUUUUUUUUAAGGAUCAAAGAAAAAUGUCUUCAGCUUUGUUGUUCUUCCUGUUCCAUUUGUACUAAAACCUUUUUCAAAUUGAGAUUCAGUUGUGUUGUUUUUGUUAAUUUUCUGAAUCAACCAUAGAUCAGUUUCAUGAUCUGACUGUAGCUUUGCUUAUUUUCCAUCCAUCUGUAUUCAGGGAAUAAACUAUUAGAUCAUUUUCCAUCAAUAUUUUUCUAAUCAGUUUUAUUGCUGGACAAAUGAAUGAUUGGUUCCUCUUUGGACACAGUUUCUGUUGGAAUAUGCCAGUCUAACUUUAUACUGACAAUAAUGUCAUGUUACAGUGCAAGGGAAAAUCUGAUUGUUACGUUUGAUUUCACUAAAUUGAGAGGAAAGAAGUCAUUUUAUGUCUGAAUCACUGCAAUAAAGACGAUAUAAUGGCACUAC